Molecule: messenger RNA, 971 nt
Organism: Puccinia graminis f. sp. tritici CRL 75-36-700-3
Lineage: Eukaryota; Fungi; Basidiomycota; Pucciniomycetes; Pucciniales; Pucciniaceae
Exons: 2
Coding region: 90-971 (293 amino acids)
Source: RefSeq, a predicted model, not a curated record
CCGAUAUCCAAAGCCUAUGGAUAUCCCUCCAUCCAACCUCCAGCACAAAAGCCCAGAAACCGAACCCGCCAUCAAUCAACCUCAACCAAAUGGCCCCAGCCAAUGUCCCACUCGAUCCGCUUCUCCAAGACCUCGGAACCCAGCAAGCCGAAAGCCAACCAAGCCAACCGAGCCAAACUACCGUAGGAGCGAGUCAAACCGAAGUAGAAGAGGUCGGAACUAAGAGAUCGGCUAGCUAUUCUGAGAAUGAGGACGUCCAGCUAUGUCGAUCGUGGAUUGUGAUAUCGGAGGAUCCUUUGGUCGGUACUCAUCAGGACGGCACGACCUUUUGGAAACGAGUCCACCAUUCCUACUCCAAAAAUCUCCCGGAAUCUCGUCGAACUGCGGGAAGUUUGAAGGCUCACUGGGUUGCGUUGCAGAAGCCCAUCAGCAAGUUCCGAGGCUUCGUUAACCAAAAGGCCUCGUUCAAGUACCUCCGCGUUUACAACAUACUCGUCAAGGUCCCCAAAUGGAACUCCUAUACGGACGAAAACACCAAAAAAAACCAACUACCGGUUCAGAAAAAACGAGCUAGAAGCCCUAGUAGCGACGCGCCAGCCUCCACUGCUUUGACGUCCGAGCCCGUUUCUGAUGCGGAAGCCAACUCAACCGAUGCGUCUUCUGUUCAACGUCCAAUGGGUAAGAAGAAGGCCAAACUAAUCCACGAACUCGCAAACAAGGAAGACAACUGGAAAUGUAUCAUUGCGCGCGCUCACGAGUCCGUGGCGAAUGAAUCAAAGCGCCAGAACGACAUCUUCGAUAAGGAAGCUUGGUCCUUGAAUGAGAUGGCUCAGACCAGCAAAACUAACACCCAGGUAUCGAUCAUGGACAAGGAUCUGUCCAAUCUUGAUGACGACUCCAAGGAGUAUUUUAGAUUAAAAAAAAGGGAAAUAUUAGCCUCUCUUCGCUCAAACACAUCUUCUUCAUCUUAG